AAAACAACAAACCUCAUCCAAAAGACCAAAACUCAAAAUUACAGACAUUUUUUUUCAAAUACAUUUCCAUCCAAUCAUAUUAGGAAUUCCGACAUAUUCCAACUUUCGAUUCCUCCGCCAAGAGAUAUCGGUUGCAUCUGCAAAUUCACACAAGUUUCUCUUAAAGCCGCAAGUCAUAUCUUCAAUUUCUGGAGUUUUCGUCGAAUCAGACAUUGAGAUUGUGAUUGAAGCCUGGAUUUUGAUAGAAAUACAUCAUGAAGUACAUGGAAUACACUCCUCUUGACAAAAUUAAUGAUUUCUUGAGUCAUGUAACUCUUGGACAACGUACAAUUGAAGGAUGCUUGGAAGCUUACUCUUGCAAACAUACCGGAACAGAUAAGAAGCUCUCUCUCAGCUUGGAGAAUGAGAUUCUUGAUCAUCUUGGAAAGUCUUUGGAUACCGACUCUUCUUCACCUGAUGAAUAUCUUCUUAGUAGCUCUAGCCGGAAGACAUUGAUUUAUCUUCUUCUUAUUCUUCAUCGCAUGUAUCCUGACUUCGCUUUCAGUGCAGCCAGAGUUCACGAAUUUUUCACUGAAGAAAGCUGGGACAGUUUUAAGCAGAUAUUUAAUGUUUACAUGCUCGAAGCUUCAAAGGAGUGGUCUGAGGAGUUCGAAGGAGAUUCCUUGCUUGCGACCUUACACAAGGCUUUAGAUGAGGUCUUAAAAGUGUCAGAAUGUGAAAUCUACAGCUACAACCCCGAUUCUGAUGCAGAUCCAUUCCUGGAGAAAGGAGCCAUAUGGUCAUACCAUUUCUUCUUCUACAAUAGAAAGCUCAAGCGCGUUGUUAGCUUUCGUUUCAGCUGUUUAAGCUCCUUGGUUAGUGAAGGCUUUCAUCUUGAUGAGCCGAGUCUAGUGGAAGACGGAGAAAUAUUUGAUGACAUGGACAUAUGAUGAAGCAAUCUCUAUAAUCAUGUGACUGUAUAAAUCUUGGAAAAAAUCUUGUAUCAAAAUCAAAACUGUUGAUGUGUAUGUAGGCUGGGCAGUAUGUAGGGUGUGUAUUCUUUUGUUUCUAGUAGUGCUUUACGCCGUUUCUCGUAUGUGAAUACCAGUUGCACUGUAAGAGGAUGCAGAUGCCCCACUGCUUCCUGUAUCUUGUUUGUAACUUGCAGAUUGUUGCUUGUUGUCAUAUAAAUCCCAAUAUUUGCCCUUUUGUUGUUGCUUAA
Messenger RNA from Salvia splendens (bonfire salvia), 1201 nucleotides. Its product is annotated as repressor of RNA polymerase III transcription MAF1 homolog. The coding region runs from base 255 to 929 and encodes 224 amino acids. Lineage: Eukaryota; Viridiplantae; Streptophyta; Magnoliopsida; Lamiales; Lamiaceae. Gene Ontology annotation, biological process: negative regulation of transcription by RNA polymerase III. The transcript has 11 exons. Gene Ontology annotation, molecular function: RNA polymerase III core binding. The record is from RefSeq and is a predicted model, not a curated record. Gene Ontology annotation, cellular component: nucleus.